Messenger RNA from Centruroides sculpturatus (bark scorpion), 1083 nucleotides. RefSeq lists its product as uncharacterized. The record is from RefSeq and is a predicted model, not a curated record. Bases 13 to 1083 code for a protein of 356 amino acids. NCBI's taxonomy places the organism in Eukaryota, Metazoa, Arthropoda, Arachnida, Scorpiones, Buthidae. The transcript is spliced from 9 exons.
AUANGUCCGGAAAUGGUCCUCGGACAGGAUGUUAAUGUCGUUUACAAAGAUGAUGCUGAAGGGGUUCUAGAAGAGCAGAAAAUUUCUGAGAACAUCACAAAUGAAGACAUAGAAGUUAUUCUGUCGGAAGUUACACAAGAUGAAGAAAUUCAGAGUGAUUCUGAAAAAGUUUCCAAUGAGAACAAAAGGAAAGAUAUCUAUACAUCUGAUAAAACAGAUGAUGAUGAAGGUAUAGAAUCAGAUAUCUUUCUGCUAGAGAAAGAAAUAGAAGAAAAGAAGGUGCCAGUAUUCGUUAGUGUUGGAAGACAUAAUCUGAUGGAGAGAGACAUAUUAACGUCCAGUAUCUUGGAUUCUUUGGAUUUGAGAGUUUUAGAAUCUGUCAAGAAAACUGGUGAGCAAACUCUAUGUCUUAAAUUUAACAUGUUGAGGAAGAGUAGAAGAGAGAGGAUAUAUCAUGCGGAAAAUGAAGAAAUUGCUGACGAACUCUUUAAAAUAUUGAAACGUCAUGUCGAUGAAUGUAAUUUGAAAAAUAUAGUGGAGAAUGCUCUAAUGUGUCUGAAAUGUGAAGCGCGUUUCUCUAGGAACCAAGCUUCUCAACAGAUUGUUAGAAACGAAUCAUCCGACAAUUUACCUUCUAGUUACGAUUCUUCAAAAGGAAGUCUAAAGCAGAUUGACUGCUGUCCAAAUUGCGGUAGUUUGAUGAUAUUUAAGGACAGUAAUUGUCCCGUCGAUAAAAUUCAGAAUUUCAAAGAUUCCAACUAUCUACUGAAAUCUGAAGAUUCCCAGCAAGAAUCAAAUUCUAGCAACCGAAAAUCAUUAUUUUCGUCUUUGAGAAUUUCACCCAAGUUGAGUAGGAAAGAAGUGCCAUCCGCUUCUAAAAAGAAAGGUAAAAAAGUUCGAAGCAGUUCCUUUGAUUAUUCAAAUGCUGGUGGAGAUCUGCCACAAGAACAUCAACAGAUAUUGGUCGGAUCGUACGACAAUGCAGAUAACGUGUCCACAAAAUCCAACAAUAGCAGAGAUGUCUUGCCGGAUGAUUCCUAUCGGACUGAUACUUUUGUUAAAAUGAAACAAUUAAUGGAAUAA